AUGGAUGAUGACUCAUUGAUGGAGUCAUAUUCGAAUGAAGAAGAUGAUAAUUUUAGUGAUGCUACUUAUGAAGCAAGUACCGAAGAAGAGGAAUUGUCAGAUUCUUUGCCUUUAGAUCUUGAAGAUGAGGAUUUUGUUUCUUUACCAGAAUAUAUGCGGCCGCAUUAUGGUAAUGAUGUUGACAACGAUGUUGGUGAGACUUUAGUCGAGGGUGAUGACGAUGAUCUAAACAUUGACGAAGAUAACGAAGGUACACAACACGUUGAAAAAGGGAAAGUAUAUCCAAUUCAUGAUCCAAACAUGAAUUGGAAAGACACGCGUCCGUUUCUUGGGGAUAGAUUACGGGCAUCUUGGAUGCAAACUGAGAAAUUUUUUCAGAUUAAAAGCCUUAAUGAUAAUCACAACUGUAGUCGAAAUUACAGUUUAGGGUCCCUAGUGACAGCCUCAUGGAUUGCAAAGAUGUACCUUAGAGAACUCAUUGCAAGACCUUUUGUUAGAAUAAGAGACAUGCAAGCGGAUAUAUUGCGUGACUACAUGGUUAAAGUAAGUAGAGGUCAGUGUUGUCGAGCAAAAUCUAUGGCAAUGUUCGAAAUAGAGGGUGGACUGAAAGAACACUAUGUGCGAAUUUGGGAUUAUGCACAUGAGAUUUUAAGAUCCAAUCCCGGAAGUUCUGUGAAAGUGGGAGUAAAUGGUAUGCCAGAUGGAAGUAAUGUGUUCAGUAGGAUUUAUAUAUGUUUUAAAGCUUUAAAAGAAGGUUGGGUUGCAUGCAGGAAGGUAAUAGACUUAGAUGGAACAUUUUUAAAAGGGUUAUGUAAAGGGGAACUUUUAACAACAACAGGUCGAGAUGCAAAUAACCAGAUUUAUCCCAUAGCUUGGGCUGUUGUGAAAGUAGAGAACAAAGAAAACUGGAAGUGGUUCAUUGAAUGCUUAAAAGAUGAUAUUGGCAUAAGUGAUGGGAGGGAUCUUACAAUUAUAUCUUAUAUCUGA
Molecule: messenger RNA, 987 nt
Organism: Helianthus annuus (common sunflower)
Lineage: Eukaryota; Viridiplantae; Streptophyta; Magnoliopsida; Asterales; Asteraceae
Exons: 4
Coding region: 1-987 (328 amino acids)
Source: RefSeq, a predicted model, not a curated record